Lathyrus oleraceus (garden pea) is the source of this 2094-nucleotide messenger RNA. RefSeq lists its product as uncharacterized. The coding region runs from base 1 to 2094 and encodes 697 amino acids. NCBI's taxonomy places the organism in Eukaryota, Viridiplantae, Streptophyta, Magnoliopsida, Fabales, Fabaceae. The record is from RefSeq and is a predicted model, not a curated record. The transcript is spliced from 5 exons. Gene Ontology annotation, molecular function: zinc ion binding; nucleic acid binding.
AUGGCUUCCGCAAAUAAUAAUCUAGUCUUCAGAGAUGGUGGUAGCAAUAACAAGCCUCCACUAUUCUGUGGUGAAUACUUUGACUUCUGGAAAAUUCGGAUGAAGGCUCAUUUAGAAGCACAAGGAGAAGAAAUAUGGGAUGCUGUCCAAAAUGGUCCUUUUGUUCCUACAACGGUUGUUAACGGCGUUGGUUCAUCAAAGCCUAAAACUUCAUGGGAUGAUGAUGAUAAGAAGAAGAUCCUCUAUGAUAAAAAGGCAAUAAAUCUUCUUCAAAGUGCACUCAGCAUGGAUGAAUUUUUUCGCAUUUUGGCAUGCACAACGACAAAACAAAUAUGGGAUACCUUGGUAGAAACUCAUGAAGGAACUGCCGAAGUUAAAAGAUCAAUAUUAAAUACCUUGAGUCAAGAAUACGAGUUGUUCAGAAUGCAGCCCGGAGAAUCCAUCCUUGACUUGCAGAAAAGAUUUGUGCACUUGACAAAUCAUCUAAAAGCUCUAGGUAAGACUUUAAGUAAUGAUGAAUUGAAUCUUAAAGUGCUUAGAUCUUUAACCAGGGAAUGGCAACCAAAAGUGACGGCAAUAUCAGAAAAGAAAAGUCUAUCCACAAUGACUUCCGCUACAUUGUUUGGAAAACUUCAAGAAUAUGAGACGGAACUUGGAAGACUUGAAAAACAUGAGAAUCAAGAUAAGAAGUCCAAAAGCAUCGCUCUGAGAGUUAACUCCAAAGAUGUUGAGAAAGAAGACAAUCCGGAGGAGGAUGAAAACUUCUUGUUACUUGUUAAAAGGCUAGGAAAUUUUUUUGGUAAGAAUGACAAACCUUCCUUCUAUGCGAAAAGAAAGAAACACUUCAAGAAAAGAGAAGCUUCCACUUUAAUGCAAGAGGUAACAUGUUAUGAAUGUGGUAAGCAAGGCCACAUAAAACCAGAUUGUCCUCAACUACCUAAGAAAAGUGGAUUCAAAAGCAAGAAGGAGAACAAGUACAAAAAGGCUUAUGUCGCGUGGGAAGAUAACGAAAUAAGCUCGUCAUCCAACUCAGAUAGUGAUGAAAGUGCAAACCUAGCAUUAAUGGCCUCACACCAUUCCGAUGAUGAAGCAAAUGAGAAACAAAUCUCAGUUUGGGAAGAGAAAAAUGAGAAAAUGGAAAAAGGUUUUGAAGUUGAAAAAGAAAAGAUGAUUAGUGAUCAAAAACAAAAUUUUGUAUGCAAUAAAUGUGAGUCACUUUCUUUUCAAAUUGUCCAACUAAAAAGAGUUCUUGAAAGAUACGAAAAAGGACAAAUUGGAUUGGAGGGUGUACUUAGCCAAAAAAGAUAUUCAAAUGAUAAAAGUGGGCUUGGUUACUCAAGGUUUUCAAAACCAAGCUCAAACAAGACAAUCUUUGUUAAGGCAAGUGACCAACCAAUCCAAGAGAAAGUGAACAAACCUAAAAUAGUUCAUCAUUAUCCUAAAAAGAAAAACCUUGUUAAGAAGAAGUUUUAUCCUUCUAGGUAUAGAAGUAAUUUUGAACCAACAUGCUUUUAUUGUGGUAUUAAAGGCCAUGCACCUAAUGCUUGCUAUAUUAGAAACUUUAGUGUUGCUAAUGGGAAUUACGUAUGGGCUUGCUUGGAAUCCAUAUCAAACUUAUGGUAUAUCGAUAGUGGGUUUUCCAAGCAUAUGACGGGAGACAUGAACAAAUUUUCAAAUCUAAAGCUUAAAGCCAAGGGUUUUGUUACAUAUGGAGAUAACAACAAAGGAAAGAUUCUUGGCAAAGGCAUUGUUGGUGGACCACCUUCACAUCCAUUGAAGAUCAAAGCUUAUAGGAUUUAUAACAAAAGAACUUUAACUAUUGAGGAAUCUAUGCAUGUAUCAUUUGAUGAAACUAACCCCUCCAAGGAGGAUAUUAUUGUUGAUAAUGAUGAUGAUUUAGUAGAUAUUCCUCAAGAGAUAGAUUUCAUAUCCGAUGAAAAACUUAACCGCCACCAUAAGGAGCAUCAGUUAGGCAUGGCAGCCCUUAGGAAAAUGAUGACUAAACUCUCUCAUGCUCCUAAACCACCAACUGUACCCGACAAUGAUGAAGAUGAUGAUGAUGCCGAGAUUGAUGCAAUGUUUGAGAGUCCUUAA